UUGUGGCCCCCUGCAGCAUUUAAGUUUCCCAUCCCUGGUCUAAAGGAAGAAAAGGUACCAAGAGACAAACGGGAUUUAGGGCGUAACCUCGCGAUACCCCCCUCUUCCUCCCGCUUUCUUUCCAUCUCUCUCUCUCUCUCUCUCUCUCUCUCUCUCUCUCUCUCUCUCUCUCUCUCUCUCUCUCUCUCUCUCUCCCUCUCUCUCUCUCUCUCUCUCUCUCUCCGCGUCCAGGGGGCGAUCAAGCGGCGGGGAUGCUGGGAGUCCGGCCGGUCAGCCAAGCAGCCUACCGACCUACCGAAACGCACCGAAACGCAGCCGAACACUCCGCUCUGACGGCAAAACUUCCCACUUUUCCGCCUCCCAAUUAAUUCCUCCAAAAGAAAAAGAAAAAAAGAAAUAAAAAGCAACAGCUGGAGCCGCGAGGGGAGACUUUUAUUUUGGAGGCGCGCGUUCUUGUUUGUUAAUUAUCACACCUGAAAGAAGAAAGAAAAAAAAAGGAUGAGAAGAAAUUAAAAAAAAAAUCUCUUUUCCCCCCGAGGUGGAGGAGUGUUUUUCGGGAUCAAGGGGGAAUAGAAGGGACGCUGGAGCCGCUCCCGGAGGAUUACAGCGGCUGAAGUUGGGAAGGAAGAUGCGGGAGGAGGCGGAGCAGACGGAGUGAUCAGCCCGGUGCGCGCCUUCCCUCCCCGGCUUGGCUGAAGCGCGACAGUCCGCCCCGCUGGAGGGACCUGCCGCUCCUCACCAUCUCACCCUCACUGUUGCUCUGCUUGGAUGUAAAAAAAAAAAAAAAACCUUCUACCUUCAAGAGAAUUAAAAAAAAAUCUCAAACACUUUUUUUUUUUCUUCUCCGGAGCUUCUCCGCGGAGUUUUCCGCUCAUGGAUCCGCCGCCGUGCGCCUCCUGUCCGGAUGGGAUGUGUGAGCAGUGAGCGGGGCGCGGCGGAGCGGAGCGGUGAUGGUGUUCACGCCUGAUUAAAAAAAAAUAACAACAACAACAACACACAACCCGCAGAUUUUAACGCAAAAAAAGGAGUUUCACAUCUGGUAUACUGGGCCAGUCAGCAGCAGGAUCAGGAUGAGAAGAUGGCUGGCUGUGUGUUUCCAAUGGGACCAGAGAGCUUUCAGCGCUUCACGCCGGACUCCCUGGCUGCCAUCGAGCAGCGCAUCGCCCAGGAGAGGGCCCGACGCAGCAAACACUACCAGGAGGACCUGGGUGACGUGGUGCUCCCCCGGCCCCGGCCCGACCUGGAGGCAGGAAAACAGCUGCCGCGCAUCUUCGCCGACAUCCCGUCUCAUCUGGUGGGCGUUCCCCUGGAGGACAUCGACCAGUACUACUUCAAAAACAAGAGGACCUUCAUAGUCCUGAACAAAGGGAAGGCCAUCUUCCGCUUCAGUGCCACGUCAGCUCUCUACAUCUUCAGCCCCUUCCACCCCGUCCGCAGGAUCGCCAUCAAGAUCCUGGUCCACUCGUUAUUCAGUCUGUUCAUCAUGUGCACCAUCCUGACCAACUGUUGCUUCAUGGCCAUGUCAGAGCCCGCCUACUGGGCCAAGUACCUGGAGUACACCUUCACAGGUAUCUACACGUUUGAGUCCCUCAUAAAGAUCUUGGCGAGGGGUUUCUGUGUGGGGCCCUUCACCUUCCUGAGGGACCCCUGGAACUGGCUGGACUUCAGCGUCAUCGUCAUGGCAUAUGUGACUGAGUUUGUGGACCUGGGUAAUGUGUCAGCCUUAAGGACGUUCAGGGUGCUGCGAGCGCUCAAAACCAUCUCUGUCAUCCCAGGCCUGAAGACCAUCGUUGGCGCUCUGAUCCAGUCGGUGAAGAAGCUGGCCGACGUCAUGAUCCUCACCGUCUUCUGCCUGAGCGUCUUCGCCCUCAUCGGCCUGCAGCUCUUCAUGGGGAACCUGCGGCAGAAGUGCGUCCGCAGCACGGCGCACUGCUUCAACGCCAGCCUGCCCGCCAACACGUCCUUCUACUGCAACAACAAGACCUGGGCCUCCAUGAAGGACUUCGUCAGCGACGAGGACAAUUUCUACAAGGUGGAGGGAGCCAAGGAUGCCUUAAUCUGUGGAAACAGCAGCGACGCAGGAUCAUGUCCAGAUGGGUUCGAUUGUCUAAAGGCGGGAAGGAAUCCCAACUACGGCUACACCAGCUUCGACAGCUUUGGGUGGGCCUUCCUGUCCCUGUUCCGCCUCAUGACACAAGACUACUGGGAAAACCUUUACCACCAGACGCUGCGUUCAGCCGGUAAAACCUACAUGGUGUUCUUCGUGGUGGUGAUCUUCCUCGGCUCCUUCUACCUGGUCAACCUCAUCCUGGCCGUGGUCGCCAUGGCGUACGAGGAGCAGAACCAGGCGACCAUCGCCGAGGCGUGCCAGAAGGAGCGGGAGUUUCAGGUUGCCAUGGAGAGGCUGAAGAAGGAGCAGCAGGUCGCCGCCCAGAAACUCUUGGACUCGGACUCGUUGAUGUCACCAGAACUGUCUCCGUUCGGCCUGCCGCUGGACAGCAUCGAGGAGCGGAGGCGGAGUCAGGCGCUGGUGGGCGUGGCCGACGUGGAAGCCAACCUAUCAGAGGAGAAGCUGCUGCAGGUGGACCUGACGGACGGGGGGAAGCCGCUCCACCCUCUCCUCGCUCGCUCCUUCUCCACGAGGACGCGGCGGAGCAGCCAGGUGUCCUCCAUCUUCAACUUCCGCCUGAGGAGCCGGGGCUCGGAGGGGGAGAUGGCGGACGACGAGUACAGCGUCCCGGGGGACGUGGUGGAGGGCGUCGGGGGUCGGACCUACAGCGGCGGGACGUUCAGCGGCAUCCUGCCCCACCCCUGGCCCAAACGACGGCCGAGCACCUACAGCAACGCCAGCCGGAGCUCCCAGGUCUUUUAUCCGACUCUGAACGUCAACGGGAAGCUGUUUGUUGCCAUGGACCAGAACGGGGUUUCCCCCCCACCGCUGCAGGGGCAGCUGCCUGCCUGCACCAUGGAGAAGGUCAAGGAGGAGAGUGUCCCCACGUCCACCACGGAGCUCAGCACCAUGCUGUUACCUCGUCCUUCGUCCACGCAGGACUCGGAGCGGAGAGGGAGGGCGCUGAGCGCUGCCAGCUACCUCACUGACGCCAUGGAAGAGCUGGAGGAGGCCCAUAAGAAGUGCCACCCGUGCUGGUACGUGUUCGCCCACCACUACCUGGUGUGGGAGUGCACCCCCCGCUGGCUGUGGCUGAAGCAGCUGGUGAAGAUCAUGGUGAUGGACCCGUUCCUGGACCUGGCCAUCACCGUCUGCAUCGUCCUCAACACGCUCUUCAUGGCCAUGGAGCAUUACCCCAUGACCGACGAGUUCAACGGCAUGCUGACCAUCGGAAACCUGGUGUUCUCGGGGAUCUUCACGGCGGAGAUGGUGCUGAAGAUCAUCGCUCUGGAUCCGUAUUACUACUUCCAGACGGGCUGGAACAUCUUCGACAGCAUCAUCGUGUGUCUUAGCCUGAUGGAGCUGGGCCUGUCGGACGUGGAGGGGCUGAGCGUGCUGCGCUCCUUCAGACUGCUGCGUGUGUUUAAGCUCGCUCGCUCGUGGCCGACGCUCAACACUCUGAUCAAGAUCAUCGGGAACUCGAUGGGCGCUCUGGGCAACCUGACGCUCGUCCUCGCCAUCAUCGUCUUCAUCUUCGCCGUGGUCGGCAUGCAGCUGUUCGGGAAAAACUACCAGGAUUGUGUCUGUAAGAUCUCCAAGGACUGCACUCUGCCUCGCUGGCACAUGAAGGACUUCUUCCACUCCUUCCUCAUCGUCUUCAGGGUGCUGUGCGGCGAGUGGAUCGAGACCAUGUGGGACUGCAUGGAGGUGGCGGGUCAGCCGCUCUGCAUCCUGGUCUUCAUGCUGGUCAUGGUCAUCGGAAACCUGGUGCUGUUGAACCUCUUCCUGGCUCUGCUCCUCAGUAGUUUCAGCUCUGACAACCUUUCGGCUCCAGACGACGACGGUGAGAUGAACAACCUGCACAUCGCCAUCCACCGGAUCACCAGAGGGCUGAGCUGGUGCCGCAGACAGGUGGUGGAUUUCUUCAACGGGAACCUGAAGCGUCGUCGUCAGAAGAGGAAAGAGGCCAAAGCCAUGAUGAAGCUGAAGCGUCUGAGCACCGUCCACACCGAGGCCAACGGAGCCGUGAUAGGACGUCACGUGGAGAAGUACGUGGUUCCGGAGGACGACAGCUACAUGACGAACCCAAACCUGACCAUCAGCGUCCCCAUCGCCCCCGGGGAGUCGGACGUGGAGUUCCCCGAGGAAGAGGAGGAAGAGGAGGAGGAGGGGGAGGAGGAGCAGAGCGAGGGCUCCGAGGAGGAGGAGGAAGGGGAGAGGGAGGAGAAAGAUGACAUCAGCCUAUCAGAGGGCAGCACGGUGGACCUGAGGAAACCUGGAGAGGAAGAGGACGAAUACUCUGAGAUGGCAGAGGAGGCCAUGGACCCUGAUAACUGCUUCCCUGACUUCUGCGUGUCCAGGUUCCAGUGCUGUGACGUGGACACGUCAGCAGGUCUGGGUCAGACCUGGUGGAGGCUGAGGAAGACCUGCUACCAGAUCGUAGAGCACAGCUGGUUCGAGUCCUUCAUCAUCUUCAUGAUCCUGCUGAGCUCCGGAGCGCUGGCCUUCGAGGACAUCUACAUCGAGCAGCGGCGGGUGGUGAAGGUGGUGCUGGAGUACGCAGACAAGAUCUUCACCUACAUCUUCAUCCUGGAGAUGCUGCUCAAGUGGCUCGCCUACGGCUUCAAGAAGUACUUCACCAACUACUGGUGCUGGCUCGACUUCCUCAUCGUCGACGUCUCGUUGGUCAGUUUGGUGGCCAACACGUUGGGUUAUUCAGACUUUGCAGCCAUUAAAUCCCUGCGGACGCUGCGGGCCCUGCGGCCCCUCAGAGCCCUCUCCAGAUUUGAAGGCAUGAGGGUGGUGGUGAACGCUCUGAUCGGGGCGAUCCCGUCCAUCAUGAACGUUCUGCUCGUGUGUCUCAUCUUCUGGCUCAUCUUCAGCAUCAUGGGCGUCAACUUGUUCGCCGGGAAGUUCGGCCGCUGCGUGAACCGAACGGGUCACAUCGUCGAGUCGUCCUUCGUCAACAACAAGUCCCAGUGCGACGCCUUCAACACCGUCAACGACACGUCGCUCUACUACUGGACCAAAGUCAAGGUCAACUUCGACAACGUGGGCGCCGGAUACCUCGCCCUGCUGCAAGUGGCGACUUUCAAAGGCUGGAUGGACAUCAUGUACGCAGCGGUGGAUUCACGAGCCGUGGAGGAGCAGCCCAUCAAGGAGAUCAACCUCUACAUGUACCUCUACUUCGUCAUCUUCAUCAUCUUCGGCUCCUUCUUCACCCUCAACCUCUUCAUCGGCGUCAUCAUCGACAACUUCAACCAGCAGAAGAGAAAGAUAAGAGGGCAGGACAUCUUCAUGACGGAGGAGCAGAAGAAAUACUACAACGCCAUGAAGAAGCUGGGCUCCAAGAAACCCCAGAAACCAAUCCCCAGACCUCUGAACUCGGUGCAGGGCUUCUUCUUCGACCUGGUGGGGAAACAGGCCUUCGACAUCAUCAUCAUGGUGCUGAUCCUCUUCAACAUGAUCACCAUGAUGGUGGAGACGGACGAGCAGUCGCCUCAGAUGGAGCACAUCCUCAACAACGUCAACCUGGCCUUCAUCAUCGUCUUCACCUUCGAGUGCCUCACCAAGAUCGUGGGGCUGCGCUGUUACUUCUUCACCGUCGGCUGGAACAUCUUCGACUUCGUGGUCGUCAUCCUCUCCAUCGUCGGCAUCGUGCUUGCUGACAUCAUCGAGAAGUACUUUGUGUCGCCGACACUGUUCCGAGUGAUCCGGUUGGCCCGUAUCGGACGGAUUCUACGUCUCAUCAGAGGCGCUAAGGGCAUCCGGACGUUACUGUUCGCCCUCAUGAUGUCCCUUCCUGCUCUCUUCAACAUCGGGCUCCUCCUCUUCCUGGUCAUGUUCAUCUACGCCAUCUUCGGCAUGGCCAACUUCGCCUACGUGAAGCGGCAGGCGGGCAUCGACGACAUGUUCAACUUCGAGACGUUUGGGAACAGCAUGAUCUGCUUGUUCCAGAUCACCACCUCGGCCGGCUGGGACAGCCUGCUCAGCCCCAUCCUCAACAACUCCCCCGAGGAGUGCAACCCCAACAUCCCCCACACGGGCACCACGGUCCGGGGGAACUGCGGGAACCCGUCGGUGGGCAUCACCUUCUUCGUCACCUACAUCAUCAUCUCCUUCCUCAUCGUGGUGAACAUGUACAUCGCCAUCAUCCUGGAGAACUUCAGCGUGGCCACGGAGGAGAGCACCGAGCCGCUGAGCGAGGACGACUUCGAGAUGUUCUACGAAGUUUGGGAGAAGUUCGACCCCGAGGCCACGCAGUUCAUCGAGUACGCCAAGCUGUCCGACUUUGCAGACUCGCUGUCGGAGCCGCUGCGCAUCAGCAAGCCCAACAAGAUCAAACUGAUCUCCAUGGACCUGCCCAUGGUCAGCGGGGACAAGAUCCACUGCCUGGACAUCCUCUUUGCCUUCACCAAGCGCGUCCUGGGCGAGUCGGGCGAGAUGGACGCCCUCAAGCAGCAGAUGGAGGAGAAGUUCAUGAUGGCGAACCCGUCCAAGAUCUCCUACGAGCCGAUCACGACAACCCUGAGGCGGAAACAGGAAGAGGUCUCGGCCUCGGUGAUCCAGAGGUGCUACCGCAGGCACCUGGUGAGGCGGCAGAUGAAGGCCGCCUCCUACCUGUACCGCCAGAUCACCACGCCUCGGCACGCGGGGGAGCAAGGCGAAGAAGGAGGCGAGGAGAUGUUCGGGGAGGACGCACCGGAGAAAGAAGGACUGAUCGCCGCCAUGAUGAGGGAAAACUACGGCUCGAGCUUGUUGGGGAUGGAGCGCUCCGAGACGAUUUCCUCCACCUCGUCCCCGCCGUCCUACGACAGCGUGACGCGAGCCACGUCGGAGAUCUUUCACCCGCUCGCCGCCAAGACGGAAACAAUAGCUGUCGACACGGCGGGCAGCGAACCGAGCGAACAGUCGCCGUCGUUGGUCGACCCUGACAGACAGCAGGAGACUCUGCCAUAGCGGGAACCAAAAAGCAAAAAAUCGCAACAAAUGAGGAUAUCCUUGUUUUGGGUUACGCCUGUUUGUUCUUUUGUUUACUGAAUGUACCAUAGCUGAGGAACGCUGAGGAGGCGGCGGAGAAGCUAUGAGCGAGGGACUGCAGGAGUGACGGCGCAAACAAAGUGGAAUAUUUACUACCUUUAAUGUUAUUUCCUGUUCCCCCGUGGAGAUUCCUGGACUCGACUCGUUUUUGGAGUUUCUUAAAGGGGAAGCAGAAAGACCACAAAAGACAGAGAGGGGAACCCCGUCUGUCGAGUCGUACUGCCUUUGUUGGAGCGAAAGACAGAAGAUCCCUAAGACCUCUUGGGUCUCUCAGAACACUGACUGACCUUUGACCUCAACUGCAGAGGGUCAGAGCGGGUCAAAACAGCUAUAUCAGAUUUAUCCAUCAUUUAUUGGCCUGGGGGGGUUUGUGCCUUCCCACAGUUGAUCAAUAUUCUCAGAGUACGCCUGGCUGUAAGAGUGACGGUGUUCCUGGUGGUGUCUAACUUUCUGAAUGACUGAGACUCGAGAGAGGAGGGAAAAUAAUGACGUGAUUUAAAAAAAUGUUUUCGUAGUAAAAGUAUAACUUUGUUGAUGUUACCAGUCUUUUAAUAGCGGUACGAUUAUUACUAUUUUUUAUAUUUUUUAGAGUAAGUUGAAGAAAAAAAACAUUAAGCAGUCUCUCGGAGUGGCACUCGCCGUGAGAAAGUGGCCGAACUACCACGUUGUGAUAGACGAGACGAGAGGGUGCGGUCAGGAAGAAAAAAAAAACCUGAAAAAGCAACUUCAUCUGUUUUUGUUGGCAGUUUUGCACUUUUAAGUUUACAUGUGCUGUCACUUUACCGCACCUGGGCAAAGACACGUUGAAAAAAGGGGCCAGGGUUGUUUUUAUUUUUCCUCUGAAAACCUUUGAGAUAACACCAAAAAGUGCACAAUGAGAUUUUCUACACGGUCCUGGACUCUUCCAACAUGUGUUUUGCCCUGGUGGUGAACAUCCUCGUGUACAUCUGUUUUUGCGCCGGUGGGUGAUUUGUCUAAAAGUCCUUCUCGAACAAAAGAUUCCUGCUGCGUUACUGUGUUGCGUGAGGAGAAAACUGGAGGUUACUUGCUCGUAGUCAAGGCUGAUAGAUCAUGGAGAUCAGUGACGUAUGAUUUGACAAGAACAGUGUUUGAUAAGUUGUAAAAAGUUGAGUUAAAGGAGUGAAGUGACAACGAAGCUUCGUGAAUAAUUUUCUUUAUUUUUUGACCCCACUAGAUGGCGGUCUCGGCUUUAAAAAAAAAGGCUCUAGCAGUGGUAAUUGACAGUGUUUUCAGCCCUUUGUUGAACAAAGAGCGCCAUCUAGUGGGCUCAGAAAAUAAAUAAAAUGGUUCACGAAGCAUGUUGUUGCUUCACUAGUUAAAGGUUCUUAACACAGACUGUAUAUAAAGAUAGAGCCGUUGCAUCUCCACUUCCUCUCGUUGUAUAAAAGUGAAGCCUUAAAAUCCGGAUACAGGCGCUGCCAUCUUGUUCUGGUGAUGUCAUGUGGAGCCAGAGAGUGGAGCCAGUCAAUCAUGUUUUAUACAAUCAAAUAACUGAUUAAAACCAAACUGAUUGUAAAAAAUACACAUUUGAACAAACAUAAACGUGAUAAGAUGACCUUAAAUCAUUGGAAAACAUUUAUUUGACUCUACUUUAAGUUUUUAGUUUGGUUCAUGUCCCAUCCACUUACAUGGAGGGGGCGGGGCUUAUAACCUGUACUGCAGGUUUAUAACCUUUAUGGCAGGUCUGGCGGUACAGAUGUUUUGGCUUCUCUCGUGUCAUGUUGGCCGUCUUUAUAUUCAGUCUGUGGUUCUUGCUGGUUAAAUUAUCAGCCAUGGAAGUCUGGCUAAAAUAGUUGGCAUUAUCCACUCCACACAGUGUUUUGCUACUUUAGUUAGCAAGAAAUUCGUCCUGACAGUAAAAACCAUAUUCAGUCAUGGAACAAAUGGUCCCAAAGAUGACUGCAGCUCACUCAACGACCACCUGUGUCAUUAAUAACAAAGAUAUUCUGAAACUUCAGGCUACAUAAAGAAUCUUUAAAGCGAACGAAACUGAACAGAAUCAGCAAUUUGGUGCAGAGAGUUUAUGAAUGAAUUUAUCCUUGAGCUUUUCAGAACAAUUUAGUUAAGCUUGGCUCAGACAAAAUCUUUUUAUGAAACAAUGCUCAUAUCAUAACACCUCAGGUUAAUGGAUAAAUAUUGUUUAGUGCAGUUAAAGGACCAGACUGCUGGUUUGAGACAAACUUGGCAACGAUGCAAAUAAUAUAAACUUAAAUCAUGCAACAAAGUGUUUUUACCAACCGAACAAAGAAAUAUAUUCAUGCAGGAAUCAUUUACAAUCACUUUUUUUAAUGCCAUGAAUGAAGUUCUUUCUCUAUCAGGGGAUUUAAUGUUGCUAUACAAACUUUUUUGACAAAUCACCCGCUGUCAUUAUGUAUCCAUCUGGCCUGAGGUCGGCUCGGCGCACACGAGAUCUGAGACCAAAGUCCAGAAGCUAAACGGGCUGAAGAUCUCUGAGGCGCCGACCGGCCCUGACCGGAGUGCGACAAUCAGCUCAGCACAUCAGCAUCAGGAUUUCACCCUGUUUGGUUUUAUGAAAAGCUGACGCCGCGUUUGAUCAUUAAUCGGUGUUCUGGAAAAACCCACAAAACUGUUUCACUGCAGCAGAUUAUCAGGGUCAAUAAAAGGUUCCUCUGCUCAAAACGUCUCUCAACUUAUCAAGUUGUUUUGUCUGUUUGUCAACAAGAUUACAGAAAAACUACCGGCCUGAUUUUCAUGAAACUUGGUGGAAGAGUGUAGCAAGGGCCAAAGAAGAAACUUUAAAAAUUUUAAAUGGAUCCGAAUCACAGAGCGAAUACACUCAUUACUUUAGUGCAAGAUGGCCUCUGUGGUGCUCUCUGAGUGAGAUGUGGCAGAUUAGAAAUCAAGAUGAAUUCUUUUUUUUUUAAAGUACAAAACAGUUUUCUAAAUAACAUCAAAAUGGAGCAAGGUUUCCAUAAUUAUAGAGUGAAACCAGCUGAGACAUUAUGAAUACUUUUCUAGUAAAAUGUCCAACAAGUCCUCCAAACUGUACGUCAAAUACGGCCCAUGUAAAAGUUUCCAAAUAUAGCGUCUGACAGCAUCUAAAGAUUGACACAUCCUCAGAUGUUAACGUAACUGUUGAUGUUUAGGCUGAGACAACAAAACUACUUCUCUAAGGUUAGGGGAAAAAACAACGUGGUUAGGUAUAAUAAAAGACUGUUAGGGUGAAAACUCUGGUUUUCACUGAGUGUAAUGUAAUUAAAGGAAAUGAAGUAGUAAGACUGUAGAGGUAAAAAAAAAACGUGACGCAUGGAAGUGAAGUUAUGUUACUUUAGGACACAAGACACGCCCACGAAAUGGUCGUAGUUUGUUAAGGUUUAGGCGCCAAAACUACUUAGUUAGGUUGCAGAAAAGGCGUAUUAGGUUAGGGAAAGAUACAACUGGAUUAGGUUCUGUUUUAGAUCAUUUGGAUUAAAUUAAUACGGUAUACCAGAAGUUAUCUCAGGGGGCGUGUCGAGUGAUAAAGUGGUUGUUAGACCCUCCUCCCUGUUUUUACUAAUGGGAGCUUCUUAUUCUUAAUAUUCCCUUCCUUUACUUCCUCCUUCGCUGUCACCCUCCAUGUCGUUUCUUCUGCCUUCUGCAUUAGUCAUAAUCACUGCUGACGCUGUGAUAGUCUCAAAAUAUCUGUAAAUUAACAACUAACACUCAAGGGAGUCAUUUAAAAAUAGCUGCAGCUGUUGUGGGUUUUUCCAGAACUCUGGCGUGACGAUGCAAAAAGCGUUUGUUGCUUCAUGUUUGCUCUACGAAGAGUUUCAUUUCAAACGUGGGGAGGAAAAAAAUGGGAUCGAUUGAUGUCAUUUUGUAAUAACGCUGGGUUGAAUAAUGUGACAAAUUUACUUUUCUGGUGCAGGUAAACCCAAAGUACAGGUGUCCAUUGUUUAAAGGAUCAGGACAAAAGUUUUUCAUCCUUUUACCUUAAAAGUUUUUCCACAAAAAAAGGGAUCUUAUUUUCCCAGUUUGAAAGGAGACUCUUCAAAAUCAAAGCACCAUGUUAUUUAUUUAUUUAUUUAUUGACUUCUGGUUGAUGAUUUUAUUUUAUCUUAUGUUUGUUUGUUUUUUUAUUUUUGCACGCUUUAGCUACGUCCAGGAGGAGAAGCGGAGGCCGAGCGAGACGGCUCUUUAUCCAUUUUGCACAGAGAAACAAAAACAAAAAACACAAAAAAAACAGACCGCGUCUAGCAAUAACGGUUUGCCGAUGAUACCUUUUAAGUGAGUUCUUAGGAAACACUUGACUUCACAGCAGCCGCUUCCUCGCUGUAUGAAUCUGUGGCGUGGCGUUUGACAAAAGGCACAACAACACUCGGAGCAUCCGGUGCAGCACUGACGCUGUUACAGACUAACGGGUGCAUACAGUGGCGCUGGCGGGGCUGCUGCGGAUCAGUGCGACCGCUUGUUUUUAUUAAGAUGAAGUGUCAAAGUGUGCGUGUACAGCAUUUGUUCAGUCUGCUUUGAUCUCAAUAUUUCGAACAACCUCUCUCUCUCUCUGUCUCUGUUGUCGUGGUCGCCCGAGGGAUCUUUACUAAACGCUUUACUAGACUAAUUUUAAAAAGUGAAAAGAGAAAAAAAAAAUUACUGGCACCGUCUGGACUCUAUUUCUACUAGAUUCUAUUGAGAAUAGAUAACCAUAUAAACUAGGUAAAUACUUAAGACACUGCUGAACUCUGCUGCGAGGCGUAUUUCAGGUUGCAGUUGUGCUGAAGGGCUGUUUUCAGUAGCAAUAGACCCAGAGUGUGCCUGCUACAUAUGAACCCCAACACUCCAAGCCAUGCUUUCCCAUUGGUUGAUUGAUAAUGACUGGUUGAUUAUUUGAUUUCUUGCCUGGCAGACUGAGUGAUUAUUUGA
This is a messenger RNA of Centropristis striata (black sea bass), 12031 nucleotides long. Its product is annotated as sodium channel protein type 4 subunit alpha-like. Gene Ontology annotation, biological process: sodium ion transmembrane transport; neuronal action potential; membrane depolarization during action potential. Lineage: Eukaryota; Metazoa; Chordata; Actinopteri; Perciformes; Serranidae. Gene Ontology annotation, molecular function: protein binding; voltage-gated sodium channel activity. Gene Ontology annotation, cellular component: axon; plasma membrane; voltage-gated sodium channel complex. Bases 1079 to 7069 code for a protein of 1996 amino acids. The transcript is spliced from 32 exons. The record is from RefSeq and is a predicted model, not a curated record.